UCAAAACAUGGCAAUUCAUAAAACUCAUCAAACUAUAGCCAUCCUUGUCCUUCUCUUUGGCGUAUCGAGCAGCCAAAAACUAUGCCUUUCAGAAUGCAAGGCCAAAGGACCCUUCCACUGCAACAAUACUCUUACAUUCAACAGAACAGGAUUUCCCAAAAAUUUCACUUUUGGUGCAGCUACUUCUGCUUAUCAGAUUGAAGGUGCUGCACAUAGAGCAACUAAUGGAUGGGACUAUUUCACUCAUAGAUAUCCAGAAAAAGUUCCAGAUCGCAGUACAGGAGACGUUGCUUGUAAUUCGUAUGAACAUUAUAAGGAUGAUGUCAAACUACUAAAAAGAAUGAAUGCUCAAGCAUACCGUUUCUCAAUAGCAUGGUCAAGGGUCUUACCAAAGGGAAGACUUAUUGGAGGAGUGGACGAGAAUGGGAUCACGUACUACAACAAUCUCAUCAACGAGUUGAAAGCAAAUGGGAUAGAACCAUUUGUGACUAUAUUUCAUUGGGAUACUCCCCAGGCUUUAGAAGACGAAUACGGUGGCUUCUUAAGCCCACGUAUUGUGGAGGACUAUAAGAACUACGCUGAGCUUCUAUUCCAAAGAUUUGGAGACAGAGUCAAAUUUUGGAUAACUUUUAAUAAACCCUACUCUUACGCUGUCAAAGGUUACGGGGAUGGAACAUACCCACCAGGACGGUGCACUGACUGUGAAGUUGGAGGGAACUCUGGAACCGAACCUUACAUUGUUGCACAUCACGAAAUUCUAGCUCAUGCUGAAACUGUCUCUUUAUACCGCAAAAGAUAUCAGAAGUUUCAAGCUGGUAAGAUAGGAGCAACCUUGAUCGGGAGAUGGCACAUUCCACUAAACGAAAGUAGCAAUCUCGACAAGGCUGCUGCAAAACGAGCGUUUGAUUUUUCAGUUGGAUGGUUCUUGGAUCCAAUGGUAUACGGAGACUAUCCAAAGACAAUGAGAGAGUUUGCUGGAGAUAGGUUGCCGAGAUUCACAGCUCGGGAAUCAGCUUUAGUUAAAGGAUCACUUGAUUUUCUAGGGUUGAACUAUUACAUUACACGAUACACAACUGACGCACCUCCUAUUACUGAUCCUACUAAACUUAGUGUUCUUACGGAUCCACAAGUUACUAUGGGAUUCCAUCGCAAUGGAGUUCCUAUUGGUGUUGAGGCUCCUAGUUUCAUCUACUAUCCUCCAGGAUUCCGACAGAUUCUAAACUACAUCAGAGUUCAUUACAAGAAUCCACUUACUUACAUCACCGAAAACGGAGUUGCUGAUCUUGAUCUUGGAAACGUAACACAUGCAAAUGCUCUCUCCGAUCAUGGACGAAUUCAGUUUCUUUGCAGCCAUCUUUCUUGUCUUAAAUGCGCCAUUGCAGAUGGAAGUAACGUAGCAGGAUAUUUUACAUGGUCAUUGAUGGACAACUACGAAUUUGGAAAUGGUUACACUCUUCGGUUUGGUAUGAAUUGGGUCAACUUCACUAAUCCUGCUGAUCGACAAGAGAAAGCUUCUGGAAAAUGGUUCUCUAGGUUUAUCGCAAAGCGGAAACCAUUGAUGUAGAUCAAUUCCAUGUAUAUAUAGUAACCUUGAAUUUAAGAUUGUAUAGUUCUCUCUAGACAAACUAUGAGAA
Messenger RNA from Capsella rubella, 1634 nucleotides. RefSeq names its product myrosinase 4. The transcript is spliced from 13 exons. The coding region runs from base 8 to 1564 and encodes 518 amino acids. Gene Ontology annotation, biological process: carbohydrate metabolic process. The record is from RefSeq and is a predicted model, not a curated record. NCBI's taxonomy places the organism in Eukaryota, Viridiplantae, Streptophyta, Magnoliopsida, Brassicales, Brassicaceae. Gene Ontology annotation, molecular function: beta-glucosidase activity.